GGUCACGUCAUGCAGUGGUGUCAGCAUGCAGCAUGUCUAAUUAGUAUUGCUUGUGAAAGCGAAGCAUAAAUAUUGUUAUCUCACACCCAAAGGGCCUCUGGAUGCCCCUACGGACCCCUGCCAUGUCUCAGCUCAGGCAUGGCGGUGGGCUCUUUUGACUUUGGCUAGUGCACUGAAGGACUGUGGGGGGCUCCCAGGGGCCCAAAACCGAUGUGUUUUGCACCAGCGAGCGUCAUAUGCUUGUGAAAAUCUGGCUAUGUAGUUGGUUUUGCACUUGAUUGAGCUUGCGGUGAGACUGCAUUUUUAUUUGUUAGGAGUAACAGUCAAAGACUCUCUAAUAUCAUGUAUUAAUGACUGAAAGUGCCAUUGGUUUGAACAGACAAGACAGCAGAGGCACAGCACUAACACGAAAAGCCUGUGUGCGCAGCCCAUGUGUGCGGUGUGGACAGCAAGUGUCCACGUCCGUCCGAUCGUUUGCUGAGUCAGGAGGCACCCACUCGCGCUGCUCUUUCUUGUUUUCCUCUAGAUUCUUAUCUCAUUGACCCAUGAGCUUUGACGUUAUGCUCAAGUGACGUCUGGUUUCAGGGCUCAGAUCGUGCCAUGCGUCCCGGGAAGCGCCGGAUCCCUGUUUUCGGUGGAGUAUGAACUUGUUUCUUCUAGCGCAGGAUCCACUGGAUCUUUUCUGCCUGGAUGUGUGUGUUUACAGCCGGAUCAUUGCGCACCUGACACUCUUUCACUUUUACAGCGCGUGUUUAAUGAAUGAACCGUUCGCUUUUUUAUUCUGCUGACGGAUUGUACCGUGUCCGACCUUCAUUGCGGAAAACAGCCGGAGACUGAUGUGAAAGCCCGCCGCUGAAGUACGUGCUCUACGAGCCUUGUUCCAGCGGACGGCUGUUGUGAUCAUGUCUAUACACAUAGUCGCCCUGGGUAGUGAGUGUCCUGGGGGCGUCGGUGCUGGGGAUGAGACGGCCGGCCCGGGACAGGUCCAAGGUGGUUUGUUGUGGAGUUACCUGGGCCACGGAGCUCGGGAAUUGGAUCCAAACUCAAUGACACCAUCAAGGCAUCCCCUGAAUCCUGCGUUUAUGGAGUACCAGUCUAGAGUAUUCGGGGAUGUCAGAGUGAUGGUGCGAGAUUGUCCCAGCUGGGACCUCUUGGACAGUGACUGGGCGAGCGUGCGGAACGUUCUGGAGCAGGCCGACAUCGUGGUCAUUAAGUACUCGGUCAACGACAAACUGGCCUUUCAGCAGGUCAGAAACGGCUAUGCUCCAAGACUUCGCCCUCUUCUUCGGCACUGGGGUCUUCCUGUGAUUCUGGUAGCCAUUGGGGCGAGACUAAAUGAUGAAGGCCCGCCGUGCACAUGUCCUCUGUGUGCGUCCGACUGGAGCAGCUGUGUGCCCCACAGUGAGGGGCUCCAGCUGUCCAGGGACCUGGGGGCCACUUACCUGGAGCUGCCCUCUCUAAACAACUUUUUUGUGGGUCGUUACUUUGGCAGUGUGCUGGAAUACUUCAUGAUUCAGUGUCUGAAGCAGAAAGCCAAAGAACGGCCAGACAAACGGCGGGGUCACAGGCUUAACGAGCCCCGCCCCCCUCAUUUGGACCAGCCAGCGCGUCUUCCCCCGGUGAGAGUGGAGGAGUCCAGCUUCUCUCAGGACCUGCAGUGGCUUCUCGAACGCGGCGUUCAGUUCGCAGACGUUGCGUUCUACGCGGGGGACUCUGGGAAGGAGCUGGGCUGGGCACAUGCGUCCGUUCUGUGUGCCGUCAGCCCAUACUUCAGACAGCUGUUGGUGGGACGGCAAGCCUGGGAAAGGCCCGUCUCGCGCUGCACCUGUAGGGAAAGAGAUGGCCCCCACUCGCUUUUGUCCACCUGGGAUGGAGGUGUAGAAGAUCUAGCCAGAGCCGACGGGCAUCCUCCUGGACACCUCUCACGGCUGGUUGUGAAGGACCCUCUGCUGUGUUUAUGCCUGUGGGAGACGUUAAUGUUUCUUUACAGAGGGGCCUGGGAAUGGGAAUACCUCGAGGAAGCCAUCGCUGAAAAACUGAAAAACCCUUUGGCCGUGGCUCAGCUGAUGGACAGGAUACGCUCAUUUGUUGGGAGAGAAAAGGCCCCCAGGGACACACCCACACCCCGCUCUCAACAAGGUCCUUUGACAUUGGGAGGCCUCUUCAAUUCUCCUCUGUACUCUGAUGUCAUCUUCAUGGUGCAAGGAAGUGUGCUGCCAGCGCACAGAGCCGUGCUUGUGGCCCGCUGCGAUGUUAUGGCCGCCAUGUUUAGUGGAAAGUACGCAGAGGCACGAAGUCGUGUGGUGCCAAUCCACGGAGUCUCGUCUGAUACCUUCCUAGCUUUCCUGGAGUACCUCUACACUGACACCUGCUGUCCAGCCAGUGUGUUGCAGGCCAUGGCCGUGCUCGUCUGCGCAGAGAUGUACCAAGUGAAACGGCUGCAGCACCUGUGUGAGGUAUGCGUGUGCGCGUACCUUCAGAACAUGCCCAGUCGAGAGCUAGCGUCUACGGGCAUCAGCGUGAUUCGCUUACUGAGGAGAGCAAAGUGUCACAACGCUGACCAGCUAUAUGUCUGGCUCCUCCAUUUCAUUGCCAAUAACUACCUGAUCUUCAGCCACAAGCCUGACUUCUUGGAGCUAUCAGGUGAGCCACCCGCUUGACCACCUGGAAAGGAUGUUCAAGCACAUUAGAAUACAUGCCCACACAAUUAUCUCUGACUGUUACAAAAACCAGUUACCAGCACCCUGUGAGCACUCCGAACAGCUGGUGCUUCAGACAAGCCCAUGCAAAUCACUACCGGCUUCUGUCAAAAGCUUUAUUAUGAAACACUGAGAGCAAAUGUAAGGUCACUUUUGAAACGAAUGAAUCAUUUUAACACCCAAUUAGUACAUCCUGCCCUUGCACACACACUUGGCAAAUAUGAAUUGUGUAUAGAUUUGUGAGUCAAUGAAUACAACAAGCAAACAGUGACAGGAACAUUUUAUUUUUCAUCAAGCUCCCUUUAGGUUUUUUAAGCAGCCUUAUAAUUUCUUCAUGCAUUAUCUUUUUUUACACUUAACAAGAAACACAUAUAGACAUUAUAGAGACAAUUACAUUAUUUUCAGCCUAAAUUUCAGUUGAAGUGCGAGAUAUAUGGUGGACGGAUAUAAUGCUCCGUUUAAAUGCGUUGAAUAAGUGGGUUGCAGGAGAUGUUGUUGCAGUACUUUCUAAGUCCCGAUGAUGCUUUUUUGACAGAUGAGGAGCGUGAGCAGGUGGAGCGGCUGCGCUGGCCAUCCAGAGGCUACCUACAGGAGCUCAGUGAGUACCAGCAACGCAGGCGGCAGAUCCGCAAGUCUCGCUGUAGCAUCAUGUGA
Ctenopharyngodon idella (grass carp) is the source of this 3353-nucleotide messenger RNA. Its product is annotated as rho-related BTB domain-containing protein 3-like. The record is from RefSeq and is a predicted model, not a curated record. NCBI's taxonomy places the organism in Eukaryota, Metazoa, Chordata, Actinopteri, Cypriniformes, Xenocyprididae. Gene Ontology annotation, molecular function: ubiquitin protein ligase binding. The coding region runs from base 903 to 2660 and encodes 585 amino acids. Gene Ontology annotation, biological process: regulation of proteolysis; proteasome-mediated ubiquitin-dependent protein catabolic process. The transcript is spliced from 11 exons. Gene Ontology annotation, cellular component: cytoplasm.